This is a messenger RNA of Hyalella azteca, 4521 nucleotides long. Its product is annotated as CCHC-type zinc finger nucleic acid binding protein. Lineage: Eukaryota; Metazoa; Arthropoda; Malacostraca; Amphipoda; Hyalellidae. Gene Ontology annotation, molecular function: single-stranded RNA binding; mRNA binding; zinc ion binding. The coding region runs from base 453 to 1445 and encodes 330 amino acids. Gene Ontology annotation, cellular component: cytoplasm. The transcript has 7 exons. Gene Ontology annotation, biological process: positive regulation of cytoplasmic translation. The record is from RefSeq and is a predicted model, not a curated record.
UAACUUUCACGAAACCGAACAUUUUAAUUUUGUUACGUUUAUGGUUUUAAUUACGGUUUCUUAAGGAGUAUGGGAUACGUAAAACAAAUUAUCAGGUGAAUAGUUGUUGGAAUAUUUACUCUUUUAUGUGUACCGAUGUUUUAUAUGCUUAAAAAGAAGUUAUCAUUUGGGCGCAUGCGUUUGUGCAGUGCAUUCGAAACUUUCUCAAGCAAUGUAAAUGAUUGAGCGGCGGAGGACGUACUUAGAGAAGUAUUGGAGGUGCAGUAGGUGAGGAGAAGGAGCAGGAGAGUGGCGGUGUUGUUUUCGGAGCAACAGUCAGAGUUGAAAGUACAUUACUGGCAGACACAACAUUCCCUGCCUAAACAGCAGCAGCUACUGCGUUCAUCUUUAACUUACUUAUACAUUAACAGCUGCAGUCUAAGAAUAAGAAUAGACAGUAGAUACCAUUCAAAAUGUUGCAAUCUGGGACAAAAUGUUACAAGUGCAACGGCAUUGGGCACUAUGCCCGAGAAUGUCACAACUUGGGAAACAUCCCAAGUGGUCGUGGCCCUAAUGGCCAUGGCAGUAGUGGUGGAGGCGCCAGUGGUGGUGGCAGUAUGAACCGUGGCCGGGGAUCCUCGGGUGGUGGACGAAUGAAAAGAUAUGGAAACAUAACGAAAUGCUACAAGUGCAACCGCCCUGGGCACUUUGCUCGUGACUGCAAAGAGUCCGAGGACCACUGCUACCGCUGCGAUGGUGUGGGGCAUAUCGCCCGCGACUGCUCUGUGGCUCCUGCCGAGCGAGACUCCUCGCCUCCCGGUGGUGGAAGCAGCAGCGGCGGAGGAGGAGGUGGUGGUGGUGGCGGCAGCAGUUUCGGUGCCACUUGCUACAACUGCUCCAAGCCCGGCCAUCUGGCGCGCGAGUGUCCCGAGACUGACCGUCUAUGUUACGUGUGCAACGAGGCCGGUCACAUCAGCCGUGACUGUACAAUGAACAAGAACGACUCAUCUAGCCAGUCGUCGUCACGCAUGGCUCCUUCGUGCUACAACUGCUCUAAGCCUGGACACUUGGCACGCGAGUGCCCGGAGCCCGAGCGUCUGUGCUACGUGUGCAACAAGUCCGGACACAUUGGACGUCAGUGCACCAUGAACAAGAAUGAGUAUGGUGGUGAUGGUGGACGUGACGGCGGACGUAGUGGAGGUGGAGGUCGCAGUGGAGCCAAGUGCUAUGUGUGUGGAAAAAUUGGGCACAUCUCGCACGAGUGUCCCGUUGGGGGAGAUGAGAGCGACAAGCGCUGCUACAACUGUGGGGGCACCGGCCAUCUCUCCAGGGAUUGUUCUCAGGGAGGGUCUGACGCUGCCUGCUUCAAAUGCAGCAGCAAAGGCCACAUUGCUCGCAACUGCCCCAAGUGCUACGCUUGCGGCGACUUCGGCCACAUGGCCCGCGACUGCGAGACUGCCGCUUAGAACGCAGCCCUUCUUAGAACGCCAACUUGUGUGGAGAUGAAAGAAAAAACAAGGACCUUUAGUCCACACACCGAAGACCUUACACUACUCCAGAUGUCGAAGUUGCUGAGAUUUGUCUCGUCUACUUUUGGAGAUUUAUAAUUUCCAAGAACAAUUUCUCUGUCAUGAGACAAAUAAUCUAUAGCUGUGGCGUCUUGUGUCGAGUGUAAUGUCUUCAAACACCUCCGAUCACCUCACCAGUCUCCCACUACACAUCACAUUUAUUUCCAUAGGAGGUGUUCUCUUUUCAGCUCUGCAUUCUUUGUGUGCGUGAGCGCAAGAUUUGUUAUAAAGUGUUGUAUCUGUUCUUAUUCUAUAGAUCGCGAUUGCAGUUAUGUCAAGAUCAUUGAAGGCAGGAGCACCUUUGUGGUUGCGGGACAUGGACUAGAAGAUAGUGUGGUGUUGCGGAGCGUUCCUGUUAGUGUCUCCUCAUGAAUUUAAGUGCCCUUUGUUCUAAUAUUCUUCUAUAAAACGCCUAUGUCAAAUCAGCGUCAUAUUUGGAUAAUUAAGACUGCAAUGAUCUCAUCCCUUGUUAUUGGAAAUAACUGAGAUGUGUAGGAAGUUUUUUUGAUUGGACGAUGUGAAGUAAUGCGAGGCGCACUCGUUCAAUUAUGAUAAAGCUCAUUUAUAUUAGAAUAGACAAAAGAAAGGAAUCCCACGUCCUUGAAAGUUUGGCUGCUGCUGCAGUCAUGUUGAAGCCUUCAGAAGAUCCAAUGCUGUUGCUACUGAAAACCCACCUCCGCUUCUCCUGCUACUUGGCGAUGGAGGAGGAAAGUGCUGGUGACUCGUUAACAAAAGAUGACUGGUGACUUUAGAGCGCGAUUUUCUUGUUUCUUGAUGUGACUGCAAUCACUUAUAAGUGUUAGGGAUUCAAAUAAUGUUGGAGAGCAAUGAAUGGUCGAUAAAUUUUCUGUAGUCUCAGUUUUGACGGAAAUUGAAACUGCUUUUGACAAUCAGACAUCUCUUCUUCAUUUAGAGUUAUUUGCAGGCGCUCGUUUGACAGGAUUCAGGACUGCAGCUUUGGUGUAUGCAGCAAUGUUCACCUUCAUUGCACGAAAACUUUAUUCAUCUGCAAUCUUCCUUCUCUCGUCAUGAAGUCACUUUUUGUGACAUUUCAGUUGUUCAUACCGUUUCACUCGAGUGCUGCCGCGAUACGGGGUGACUUGAACCAUUUUUAGCGCUUACCUUUUUGUGAUACACAUAGUCAAAUAGUAAAUAUAUAAAGUACGUCUCUAUUGUAUUUGUAGUUUAUCUCGUGGUACUUCUAGGGUCAUCAACACAAUUUUUCUCUGGCAAGAACUUUUUAAGUUAUAGGGUUUUCUUGUCUUGAAGUCAAAACGGUCCAAGUCACCCCGUGUAAGGUACUUCGUCGUAGAAUGCGGUGAUCACCAAGGUUGUGUAUUUCAAGCCAAAGCAUUCGGCUGUGGAUUAUUCUCUCUAAUUCAACAAUCCUUUAAGUCGUAAAAUUCGCAGUGACGUGGCAGAACAGACUUCCGAACUUCCUUCAUCAUCUCAUUACCUGCUUCCUCCUACGUUUUUGUUGUCGUUAGAUCUGCUGUUACCUUUGACGAGACAACAUUUUUAUCUGUGCGUUGUUUGUUAAUAUUGAUGGUUUAUAUCCGUUGAUUUUGUUUAAAAUCUGAACCUUUUCACUGGAUUUCAGUUUCCAAGAAAUGUUGUCGUAACACGGAAGAACAAUGCUUUCUCCCUGUAGUAUUGUGAUGGACUGAUGGUGCUCUUCUCACUCUGCCUCUUCAAAAUAUCUUUUAAAAAUAGAAACUUUCGAUGAAUAUGACAAUGCAUUGUCAAUGGGCUUCUGUUUACUUUUUUGUUUGAAAUCGUAUUUUGGGUUUAGUGUUGAUUACGUUUAACCUCAGCAUUGAAGUUGGAUUUUUCAUUUCUUGUUGGAGUUUGUAGACCUAAACGUAUACAUUUACGUCGUUGAUGCAUCGUGUUCCGCGAAACUGGACUUGCUUAUUCUAUGAUCUUGACUUAUCGGUAGACGUUUUGUUCAGCCAAGCAUUCUAGUGUAAAGAAAUCCCGAACCUGAAGUGUAGAACAAUAUUGGAUCAAUUCUAAUAAAUGCCUUGAUAUAGCCAGGUCCUCAUUAAUUUCUGGCCUGCGUGGAUGGAAAUGAAAUGAAAAUAUUCUGCGCUAUGAUUUAAUUUGUGUGUCUGUAGAGUAAUGAGUGAAAUUUGACAGGAACAUACCGCUUGUUAUUGUAGUAUUUGUGUCUCAUUUAAGCAGUUAUACAACUUUAUGAAGUGAAGAAAAAGAUCGCCAUUUACCACUCGUUGAAAUCGGUAGCCACGCUACGACGCUCACCAAUUAAUGUUUUAGUUUAAUUAUACUUGCAUUGUGCUAAAAUCCUGGCAAAUUAGAACUUCUUAAAGCCGCUUUUCUUGGUCCGUGUUAACAGACCAUCCCUUUUGAGGUCUACAGGUUUUCGUACUACUGUCACUUGAAUGUAUUGAAUGUAUCGAGAUGAUUCUUGAAACUUCUUGGCCUCAACACUGGGCUCAUCCGCUCAUGGCGUCUGUGUCCCGUCAAUGUGCGUAAUGAGACGUUGGUGUGCUCAAAGAAAGUGCAGAGCGUCAUUUGGCAACCUGGUUCUCACCAUUGUAUUGUCAUUGGUAGUCCACGAAUGAGUAGAUUCAAUUAUGUCUAUGAAUCCGAUCUUGUUUUGAGGCUGCGAUACACAAUGUUGGCAUACUAAUGGUUGAAAAGGGUCGUGAUGGGUUGUUCGUAAUGCAAAGGUGACUUCAUUUUUAUUUACUAAGCUUAUCUUAUAAGAUGAAAUUUUUCACCGUAGUGAUGUGUUUCUGGCUUCUUCUAAUGGAGGCUUGUUCCUUGGAAGUGAGAUUUGUGGUGGACUUGGAUGGAAAUGAGACUUCCUUGAGGGGCUUCAUCACCGUUAAAUGAAACUUUUUUGUCGCUGUAGAAAUGUUAUCUCGAUUAGUUCUCCUGCUCAGCUUCCUAGUACUCUAAUAGGGAUGCCAUUUGCCUAAUCUUUGUCCAUUAUAAAGUUCUCCAACAA